This is a messenger RNA of Lithohypha guttulata, 771 nucleotides long. RefSeq lists its product as uncharacterized. Bases 1 to 771 code for a protein of 256 amino acids. The record is from RefSeq and is a predicted model, not a curated record. Gene Ontology annotation, cellular component: nucleus. Lineage: Eukaryota; Fungi; Ascomycota; Eurotiomycetes; Chaetothyriales; Trichomeriaceae. Gene Ontology annotation, molecular function: exonuclease activity; nucleic acid binding. The transcript is spliced from 2 exons.
AUGACAGUGUCGGUCAACUUCGGCAGCUCACAAGAACUGUCUGUAUGUAUCAUACCGGAAAGGUUGAACGAAAGCAAACACGUCUCAUCUGAGGGGUGUGUCGGCGAGACUUCUCACACCUUUGAAGUGCUAUCUCCCAAGUUUCGACAAUCAUGGAAGUUUUAUCCAACGACUGCUACAUCCAAUUCACCGGCGUCGAGCCGUACUUAUCCCGGAACUGUCAGUCCAGCGAGUUCAGAGGUCCUCAUGAAACAUACUCAUCCUGUCCAAGCCAUCGCCCUCGACUGUGAGAUGGGCACAGCGAAAUCAGGGAACACCGAACUGAUACGACUUACAGCCGUCGAGUUCUUCACGUCGGAGCCACUCAUCGACACUCUGGUACGACCAACCGUCCCAAUGCAGCACUGUAAUACACGAUACUCUGGUGUUACUGCUGCAGCAAUGCGUACGGCGGUGAAAGAGAAAUCGUGUCUGUUCGGACGUGAUGCUGCUCGUCAGGAACUCAUGAAGUUCAUUGACUUGAACACUGUUGUGGUGGUUCAUAGAGGACAAAACGAUCUUUCGGCUCUACGCUGGACUCAUCCAGCAGUGAUCGCUACCUUCAUUCUAGAGGGGUAUCAUAGCGAAAUGAGGGGUGGACGUUCCCUGAAGGCGCUUUGCGUUAGCCUGCUCAACAUCGACAUUCAGAAAGGCAAGGGUCACGACAGUCACGAAGACGCUCUUGCGUGUCGGGAGUUGGUGCACCGAUGGACGAAGGUAAUUCCUGACUGA